ACAGAGCCCGGAGCUGGGUGUCGCCCCCGUUUGGAAUCCACGUUUCAGCACUUUGGACAGCUCCCCGGACGCCCCGGCCCCUUUGGGUUGGCGAUGGCGAGCGUUCAGCAAGGCGAGAAGCAGCUUUUUGAGAAGUUCUGGCGAGGAACCUUCAAAGCGGUGGCCACCCCCCGUCCCGAGAGCAUCAUUGUCGCCAGUAUCACGGCCCGCAAGCCGCUGCCAAGGACAGAGCCCCAGAAUAGCCCCGUUGUCCCAGCUCAGGAUGGACCCUCAGAAAAGCUGGGUCAGCAUCUGGCCACCGAGCCCUUGGGCACCAACAGCUGGGAGAGAGACAAGACCUGUCGGGAACUGGGUGCCACCAGAGGACACAGUGCCUCUCAUGACAAAGACUUGACACCACCACCUUCCUCCAGGGGAAAGAAGAAAAAGAAGAAAUCCACUCGGAAGAAGAGAAGGAGGUCCUCAUCCUAUAGCCCAUCGCCUGUCAAGAAAAAGAAGAAGAAAAGUUCCAAGAAACACAAGCGACGCAGGUCAUUCUCCAAGAAGAGAAGGCACAGCUCCUCUAGCCCAAAAAGCAAAAGAAGAGAUGAGAAGAGGCACAAGAAACAAUCUCGAAGCCGGCCCCGAAAGUCUCACCGCCACCGCCAUCACCGCUGCCCCUCGCGGUCCCAGAGCUCGGAGUCCCGCCCCUCAAGCUGUGAGAGCAGGCACCGCGGCCGCUCCCCUGAGGAAGGGCAGAAGUCCCGCCGAAGGCACUCCCGCCGCUGCUCCAAGACCCUCUGCAAGGACAGCCCUGAGGCCCAGUCCAGUCGCCCGCCCAGUCAACCCCUCCAGAUGCUUGGCUACCUGUCAGCCAGGGGUGUAAUCACUGGGUCGGGGUCUGCUGCUGACCUCUUUACCAAAACAGCCAGCCCGCUCACCACCUCGCGAGGACGUUCCCAGGAGUACGACUCAGGAAAUGACACGUCCUCGCCACCCUCCACGCAAACCAGCUCAGCCAGGUCUCGGGGCCAGGAGAAGGGGAGCCCCAGUGGGGGCUUGAGCAAGAGCCGGGAGCUCAACAGUGGCAACACCUCUGAUUCAGGGAACUCCUUCACCACCUCCUCACCCCAGAACAAGGGGGCCAUGUUGGAGAAUCUCUCCCCCACCAGCAGGGGCAGAGAGUCAAGGGGAUUUCAGUCACCGUGUCUGGAAUGUGCCGAAGUGAAGAAGUCCAGUUUGGUCCCAUCCACAGCCCGGAGCUCACCCAUGAAAGGGUGCUCCCGCAGCUCCUCCUAUGCCAGCACCCGAUCCUCCAGUCACUCGUCCCGAUCCCCAAAUCCCAGGGCUUCCCCCAGGUACACCCAAAGCCGAUCCACCUCUUCUGAAAAAAGGUCCUACUCCCGCUCUCCCAGCUAUUCCUCCAAGUCUGGCAAGAGGAGCCCGCCCAGCAGAAGCUCUCGGUCCCGCCGCAGCCCUAGCUACUCCCGCUACAGCCCCAGCAGGGAGCGGGAUCCCAAAUACAGUGAGAAGGACUCGCAGCAGCGGGAGCGCGAGCGAGCGCGUCGGAGACGUCGGUCCUACUCGCCUAUGAGAAAGCGCCGGAGAGACUCCCCGAGCCACCUGGAGGCCCGGAGGAUAACCAGUGCCCGGAAACGCCCCAUCCCCUACUAUCGGCCCAGCCCCUCUUCAUCCGGCAGCCUCAGCAGCACCUCCUCCUGGUACAGCAGCAGCAGUAGCCGCUCGGUCAGCCGCAGCUACUCCCGGAGCCGGAGUCGGAGCCGGAGCCGGAGACGGAGCCGGACCCGCACGAGCAGCAGCUCUAGCUCCCGCAGCCCUAGCCCGGGCUCCCGCAGCCGGAGCCGGAGCAGGAGCCGGAGCCGGAGCCGGAGCAGGAGCCAGAGCCGGAGCUACAGCUCAGCAGACAGCUACUCCAGCACGAGGCGCUAAGUGCCCCUGAGCCAGCUGCCCGUGGGGGCCCCUUCGCGCUGCCAGCCUCCCCCAACCACCUGCCCUCCCCGCCUUCUUGGUGACAGAUAGUGAGGGCUCCUGUACCUUGUCCUUCCUGCUUGCCUAGGGGAAGAGGAGAAGAGGGUAAGGGGGCUUCACUCUCUAGAUCAGCCUGCUAGGAGCCUCUACCAGCAUCAUCCUGGGGCCCAGCUCAGGCCUGGGCAUAUGGAAAGAACCAUCAUCUUGUGGCAC
Pan troglodytes (chimpanzee) is the source of this 2181-nucleotide messenger RNA. RefSeq names its product serine/arginine repetitive matrix 4 (gene SRRM4). The record is from RefSeq and is a predicted model, not a curated record. Gene Ontology annotation, molecular function: mRNA binding. Lineage: Eukaryota; Metazoa; Chordata; Mammalia; Primates; Hominidae. Gene Ontology annotation, cellular component: nucleus. Gene Ontology annotation, biological process: regulation of RNA splicing; neuron maturation; mRNA processing. The transcript has 13 exons. The coding region runs from base 94 to 1929 and encodes 611 amino acids.